GAGCCGCCUCGGACCGGGCUGGGGCUGAGGGACGAGGGCGGGGAAAGAGUCGCCAAGUCGCCGCGGAGAACGGGGCGGGCUGGUGGAAACAUGGCGGACCAGAUCCCUCUGUAUCCGGUGCGCAGCGCAGCGGCGGCCGGCCACAAGCGCGCGGCCUACUACAGCGCCGCGGGGCCCGGGCCGGGGGCCGACCGGCGCGGCAGGUACCAGCUGGAGGAUGAGUCUGCCCAUUUGGACGAGAUGCCACUAAUGAUGUCUGAAGAAGGCUUUGAGAAUGAUGAAAGUGAUUACCACACGCUGCCGCGAGCCAGGAUAGAGCGAAGGAAAAGUGGUCUGGAGUGGUUUGUCUGCGGUGGAUGGAAGUUCCUCUGUUCCAGUUGCUGUGAUUGGCUGAUAAAUAUUUGUCAUCGAAAGAAAGAACUAAAAGCUCGAACAGUAUGGCUUGGAUGUCCUGAGAAGAGUGAAGAAAAGCAUCCCAGGAAUUCAAUAAAAAAUCAAAAAUACAAUGUCUUUACCUUUAUACCUGGGGUUUUGUAUGAACAAUUCAAGUUUUUCUUGAAUCUCUAUUUUCUGGUAGUGUCCUGCUCACAGUUUGUACCAGCAUUGAAAAUAGGCUACCUCUACACCUACUGGGCUCCUCUGGGAUUUGUCUUGGCAGUUACUAUCACACGGGAAGCAAUUGAUGAAUUUCGGCGUUUUCAGCGAGAUAAAGAAGUAAAUUCACAACUAUAUAGCAAGCUUACAGUAAGAGGUAAAGUGCAAGUUAAGAGUUCAGACAUACAAGUUGGAGACCUCAUCAUAGUGGAAAAGAAUCAAAGAAUUCCAUCAGACAUGGUAUUUCUUAGAACUUCAGAGAAAGCAGGUUCAUGUUUCAUUCGAACGGACCAGCUGGAUGGUGAGACAGACUGGAAGCUGAAGGUGGCUGUGAGCUGCACUCAAAGGCUGCCGGCCUUGGGGGACCUUUUUUCUAUCAGGGCUUAUGUUUAUGCUCAGAAGCCCCAACUGGAUAUUCAUAGUUUUGAAGGAACCUUUACCAGGGAAGACAGUGACCCUCCCAUUCAUGAAAGUCUCAGCAUAGAAAACACGUUGUGGGCAAGCACCAUUGUUGCCUCAGGUACUGUAAUAGGUGUUGUCAUUUAUACUGGAAAAGAGACUCGAAGUGUAAUGAACACAUCCAAUCCAAAAAAUAAGAUUGGUUUGCUGGACCUCGAGCUCAAUCAGCUGACGAAGGCGCUAUUUCUGGCUUUGGUUGUUCUUUCUGUUGUUAUGGUAACCUUACAGGGAUUUGCAGGCCCUUGGUACCGUAAUCUUUUCCGGUUUCUUCUUCUUUUUUCCUACAUCAUUCCCAUCAGUUUACGUGUGAACUUGGAUAUGGGCAAAGCAGCCUAUGGAUGGAUGAUCAUGAAAGAUGAGAAUAUCCCUGGUACAGUCGUUCGGACCAGCACUAUACCAGAGGAACUGGGGCGCCUCGUGUACUUAUUGACAGAUAAAACAGGAACUCUCACCCAGAAUGAGAUGACAUUCAGGCGGCUCCAUCUGGGCACUGUCUCCUAUGGAGCUGACACAAUGGAUGAGAUCCAGACCCACGUCCUGAGCUCCUACGCACAGGUUCAUCCUCAAACUGGUGGAAACAACCCCAGUUCAACCCCACCGAGAAGAGCCCAGUCUUCAACUCCCAAAGUCAGGAAGAGUGUCAGCAGUCGAGUCCACGAGGCAGUGAAAGCCAUCGCCCUAUGCCACAACGUGACCCCCGUGUAUGAGUCCCAGGCUGGUGUCACUGGGGAGACUGAGUCUGCCGAGGCAGACCAAGACUUCAGUGACGAGAACCGCACCUACCAGGCGUCCAGCCCAGACGAGGUCGCACUGGUGCGGUGGACAGAAAGUGUCGGGCUCACUCUGGUCAGCAGGGACCUCACCUCCAUGCAGCUGAAGACGCCUGGCGGCCAGGUCCUGACCUACUGCAUCCUGCAGGUGUUCCCCUUCACCUCGGAGAGCAAGCGGAUGGGCAUCAUCGUCAGGGAUGAGUCCACAGCAGAAAUCACAUUCUACAUGAAGGGUGCUGACGUUGCUAUGUCCUCCAUCGUCCAGUACAAUGACUGGCUGGAAGAGGAGUGUGGAAACAUGGCUCGGGAAGGGCUGCGAACACUUGUGGUGGCAAAGAAGGCAUUGACGGAAGAGCAGUACCAGGACUUUGAGAGCCGAUACAGUCAAGCCAAGCUGAGCAUCCAUGACCGAGUACUGAAGGUGGCCGCAGUGGUAGAGAGCCUGGAGAGAGAGUUGGAGCUGCUGUGCCUCACCGGUGUAGAGGACCAGCUGCAGGCUGACGUGCGGCCCACGCUGGAGAUGCUGCGCAACGCUGGAAUCAAGAUAUGGAUGCUAACAGGUGAUAAACUGGAGACGGCUACUUGCAUUGCCAAAAGUUCACAUUUGGUGUCUAGAACACAAGACAUUCAUAUUUUUAGACCUGUGACCAGUCGAGGAGAGGCCCAUUUGGAGCUGAAUGCAUUUAGAAGGAAGCACGAUUGUGCACUGGUCAUAUCAGGGGACUCCCUGGAGGUGUGUCUGAAGUACUAUGAGCACGAGCUUGUGGAGCUAGCCUGCCAGUGCCCCGCCGUGGUGUGCUGCCGCUGCUCUCCAACCCAGAAGGCCCACAUUGUGACACUGCUGCGGCAGCACACUGGGAGGCGCACCUGUGCCAUCGGUGACGGAGGAAAUGAUGUGAGCAUGAUUCAGGCAGCAGAUUGUGGCAUUGGGAUUGAGGGAAAGGAGGGGAAGCAGGCCUCGCUGGCAGCGGACUUUUCCAUCACACAGUUCAGACACGUUGGCAGGCUGCUCAUGGUGCACGGGCGGAACAGCUACAAGAGGUCCGCAGCUCUCGGCCAGUUCGUCAUGCACAGGGGCCUCAUUAUCUCCACGAUGCAGGCCGUGUUCUCUUCAGUCUUCUACUUUGCGUCUGUCCCCCUGUACCAGGGAUUUCUCAUGGUGGGGUAUGCAACUAUCUACACCAUGUUUCCAGUGUUCUCCUUAGUGUUAGACCAAGAUGUAAAGCCGGAAAUGGCGAUUCUUUACCCAGAGCUGUACAAGGACCUCACCAAGGGGAGAUCCUUAUCCUUCAAGACCUUCCUCAUCUGGGUUCUGAUCAGCAUUUACCAAGGAGGUAUUCUCAUGUUCGGGGCCCUGGUGCUCUUCGAGGCUGAGUUUGUGCACGUGGUGGCCAUCUCCUUCACAGCACUGGUCUUGACUGAGCUGCUCAUGGUGGCUCUGACCAUCAGGACAUGGCACUGGCUGAUGGUUGUGGCCGAGUUCCUCAGUCUGGGCUGCUAUGUGGCCUCCCUCGCCUUUCUAAAUGAAUAUUUUGGCCUCGUCCAGCUGGAGAUUGUGAAUGAUGGAGACUAUGUCAACGGUCAGACACUGGGUUACCCACCUCCAGAUUGGUCAGUGGCUGGGAAGACCAAGCAUGCUUCCCUCUUAAGGUAUAGGCAGAGUAUCUUUUGGAGCUUUCUUAGAUGUUGCCUUCAUCACGACCGUGCCCUUCCUGUGGAAAGUGUCGGCCAUCACUGUGGUCAGCUGCCUUCCACUCUACGUCCUCAAGUACUUGAAGCGCAAGCUCUCUCCUCCCAGCUACUCCAAGCUGAGCUCCUGAGGGGUCGGCAGCUGCCAGAGGCCUCCAGGCACCGUAGGCCUCUCAGCUGGCUCCUGUGGGAGGUGGGAGGUAGGGGGCUGGGGCCUGCCCUUUCCUCUUUGAUGUCCACUGAGGCAGCACGGGCUUCCACUGGAAAGGAGUCUUGUUCCUUCCCUGCUACUGUAAAGGAUUUGCCCUUCUGAGAGCUGGCAGUGGUUUCUGCAGCUCCCCAGCACUCGAGUUCUCCUUUGAUGUGGAAUAUGAAAGCCACUCCCCUGCACAAUAAAGUCUGCACACUGGGGAA
Urocitellus parryii (Arctic ground squirrel) is the source of this 3926-nucleotide messenger RNA. It is a transcript of the gene Atp9b, whose product is annotated as ATPase phospholipid transporting 9B. Gene Ontology annotation, biological process: phospholipid translocation; retrograde vesicle-mediated transport, Golgi to endoplasmic reticulum; endocytosis. Lineage: Eukaryota; Metazoa; Chordata; Mammalia; Rodentia; Sciuridae. Gene Ontology annotation, molecular function: ATP hydrolysis activity; ATP binding; ATPase-coupled intramembrane lipid carrier activity. Gene Ontology annotation, cellular component: plasma membrane; trans-Golgi network; endosome. The record is from RefSeq and is a predicted model, not a curated record.